Messenger RNA from Phytophthora nicotianae INRA-310, 489 nucleotides. RefSeq lists its product as hypothetical. NCBI's taxonomy places the organism in Eukaryota, Oomycota, Peronosporomycetes, Peronosporales, Peronosporaceae. The record is from RefSeq and is a predicted model, not a curated record. The transcript is spliced from 2 exons. Bases 1 to 489 code for a protein of 162 amino acids.
AUGGGCAACAAUGACCAAGCCCCAACUAAGCGUGACAAAACGCUUGAAGAUGCAGAUCGUGUGCAGGUGAAGCGUGCUUUGUGGCAAGGAGAUGCAAAACGCGUUAGUUUGGGGACUCUGCAUCAUGUUCUAGACGUUGAACAUGGAAAAGUGGAUACGUAUGGCGGAGCUGCCGUUGGAACCGGACGCAGAUCAACUAUUGUGAUUGACCCUCCUAUUCCUGCAGCGUUGGAGUUGAAGGUCGCAUUCAACGACGACGCAUUGGCAACCACCGAGUCACGUCGCAACAGCACUGACGAUGUAGUCACUGUUGAUGAUGUGAUCAAUACGAAACACGUGGCUUGUGGUGGUGCUAAUAAAGACACAAAGAAGACAAGACGACAUCCAAAACUUCCUGCCAAGGCAAAAAAGGAAAAAUGUGAAUGGACUUGUGGAUCCGGUGAGAUAGAACGUACUAUGGAGCCAAAGAUUGCGAGAGGCUGUCUGUAA